GUCACUUCCUGAAGAACUUUUGUCUAACAUCGAAACAGAAGAAGAGCUGCAAAAGUUGUGCGAUCAGAAGAAUUCAGACGAAAGUGAAGAUAAACAUGAUGAAGAUCAACGAGAGAAAAAAUUUUGUACAAUAUGCGAAAAAGAAAUUUCAGAUACUUAUCAAUGUUCAGUUUGUUACCUACCUAUUCAUAUCAUUUGCGGAAAAACUAACGAAACAAAUGGAGAGAGUGAGCAGAAAAUUACAUGUGACCGAUGUCUACGAACUGAAAAAAUAACUAUUGUCCGGGACGAGGCUAAAGAAGGACUGGAGAAACAAGCCGAGAAAAUGAUUGCCCUUUCGAAUUCAAAGUUACCACCUAUAGAUGUAGGAAGAACUGUUAUUGUACGAGUACCUGAUGUUGACAGAGGUAGACUUGCCCCGAGAAAUGUGUUAGCUGUUGUAAACUCAGUAUUAACGACUCUGGACUUUAUCAGCUUGGAACGAAAGAUGGAACUUUGCAGUCGCUGUACUGUCGUAAUGAGAUUUACUUUGGCCGAACUUUAUCGACAUUUCUUCAGUUCCAUCAACGUCUGUUUCUCUCCGUACAGCUUCUGGUUUAGCAUCUGGAUCAAAACAGGGCUUUGUACAAUGUAAUUGCAAGCGCUAUUGCGUCGAC
Messenger RNA from Sitophilus oryzae (rice weevil), 656 nucleotides. RefSeq lists its product as uncharacterized. The transcript is spliced from 2 exons. Bases 326 to 634 code for a protein of 102 amino acids. Lineage: Eukaryota; Metazoa; Arthropoda; Insecta; Coleoptera; Curculionidae. The record is from RefSeq and is a predicted model, not a curated record.